Messenger RNA from Triticum aestivum (bread wheat), 3424 nucleotides. RefSeq names its product zinc finger MYM-type protein 1-like. NCBI's taxonomy places the organism in Eukaryota, Viridiplantae, Streptophyta, Magnoliopsida, Poales, Poaceae. The record is from RefSeq and is a predicted model, not a curated record. The transcript is spliced from 3 exons. The coding region runs from base 633 to 1763 and encodes 376 amino acids.
CGGAGGCACGUUAUCUCAUCCGGUGUCACUGGCACCGGGUAAAAUACGUGUUUCCCUUAUACAUACUCCAGAUUUUUGGGCUGGACACCGGUUACUUUUCGACCUGGACACCGGCCAGCCCAGCAAUACACAAGCCAGGCAGAGGCAGUGCAGCCCAUCUACGGUUACUCGUCCGCUCGGCUUCUGCGCCUCAACCCUCGCAGCGUCGCCCGUGCUCGCCCCUUCCACUUCUCUGUCGCGCGGCCAGCCGCCGGUCCGCCCAGUGACCCCAGUCGCCGUUUUUCAAGCAUCGCAAGCCGGCCGCCUCUACCCUCGCCCACUCAGGGAUAGUUGGAAACAGGUUGGAAAUUUGAGGUAUUUGGUAAUUGCCGAUCUCUCUGAAAUCUGAAAUCUCUGAAAUUUAAAGCUAUUUCAAUUGGGAACAAUUCGCUGCGAUUCAUAGCUAACCAAGGGAGGAUUAUUUCUGCGAAAGCAGCGAGGUACAAUGUCAAGUAAGUUUAACUCCCUAAUCGUAUUUGUAUCAUCCAAUCAAUACAUUUUGUUUAUUGUUUCUAUUCUUGCAUGCGCAAACACAAAUAAUGUAACUCUGUACAUUUUUGCUAACACAAUAAUAAUAAAUCACAGGAGAAUUUAUGAAAAGGUUUCUUAAAAAAAAGAAGACAUCAACACAAGAUGAUAUAGCUAGCCCAUCACAUGAACCGGAUGAUCCUCCAGCUCAGCCACAUGAACCGGAUGACGCUCCAUUACAGGAACAAAAUGAUGCCUUGACACAUGAAGGUCCAGCCCCUCAUAUGUGGAAUUUGUCUCAAGCUCUAGAAGAAAUCAAUUGGGAAGAGGGAAUUCAGUCUGAUCCUGGCAAAAGGAGAAGCAUAGAUGAGUAUCCUCCUAAUCUAAGGGAUGUGGUAAGAAGAAAAUAUUUGGCUAAGCCUCUUUGUCAACCUCGUAGUUAUAAUUUUAAAACUACAACUAUUGGUGGUCGAGAGAGAAAGUUUAAUCCUGAUUGGUUUGAUGAGUUUGGGAGCUGGCUUGAGUAUAGUGAGUACAAAGAAAAAGCGUAUUGCUUCUGUUGUUUCUUAUUCAGGCGCCGUGAUAAGAAAGAAGCUGGAUAUGCAGCAUUUGUUGCAAAGGGUUGGUCAGGCUGGAACAAAAAACAUAGACUAAAUGAUCAUGUCAGAGAUGUCAACAGUGUUCACAACCAAGCAAAAAGAGAUUGUGAUGCUUUAUUGCAACAAGACCAGCACAUUUAUGUUGCUUUCAAUAAUCAAAGCAAUGCUGCGAAGAAGGCGCAUUAUACUAGACUAAAUGCCUCAAUUGAUGUUACUAGAGUUCUAUUGCAGCAAGGGUUACCUUUUCGCGGCCAUGACGAGUCAGAGGAGUCCUUUAAUAAAGGAAAUUUUAAGGAAUUUUAUGCUUAUACAGCACAGCAAAAUCCAGAACUACGCAAGGUUGCAGGCCCUAAUGCUCCAGGUAAUAAUAAGUUGACUUCUUCAAUGAUCCAGAAGGACAUAGCUGAAUGUUUUGCAAAGCAAAUAUUGCAUUCUAUUCUAGAAGAAAUUGGAGAUGGUGUAUUUUCUUUGCUAGUUGAUGAAUCAAGGGAUGUGGCUGGUAAAGAACAGAUGGCUGUGGUCUUGAGAUAUGCUGGUAAAUGCGGAAGUGCGAAAGAGAGUUUAGUUGGCCUUGUUCAUGUGAAGGAGACAACUUCAAAGUACCUCAAGUCUGCUAUUGAUGAUUUAUUUGCAGAACUUAGCUUAAGUCUCAAGUAGGUUAGGGGCCAAGGAUACGAUGGCGCGAGCAACAUGCGAGGUGAGUUUAAUGGUUUGCAAUCUUUAAUCAUGAGGGAGAACAACACAGCAUAUUACGUUCAUUGUUUUGCACACCAAUUGCAAUUAGUUGUUGUGGCCGUUGUAAGGAAGCACAAAUGGAUUGGAAACUUUUUUGAUAUGAUCUCUGUAUUGCUGAAUGUGGUUUCUGGAUCUUCAAAGAGAAAAGACAUGAUUCGAGACAAAUAUAAAGAACAAGUGCGUGGAGCCUUAGGUUGUGGUGUACUUCAAAGUGGGACGGGAUUAAAUCAAGAGCUAGCCCUUCAAAGACCCGGAGACACUCGAUGGAGUUCACACCAGAGGACUCUGAAGAGUUUGAUUGAUUUGUUCCCUACAGUUAUUAAAGUGCUAGAAUAUGUGGAAGAACAGGACAGGGAUGACACAAACAGAAGGCAAGCAUGUGGUCUCCUUGUUUAUUUCCAAUCAUUUGAUUUUGUGUUCUACCUGCAGCUUAUGUCCACUAUAUUGGCUAUCACAAACACAUUAUCAAUGGCUCUACAAAGGAAGAAUCAAGACAUCGUAAAUGCUGUACAUUGUGUGCAGUCAACCAAAGACACAUUGAAUAAUUGAAGGAGGAAUGGAUGGGAAUCAGUCUUGGGUGAAGCUUAUGCUUUUUGUGACAAACAUGAGAUUUCCAAGUUGGAGAUGGAAGAGCAAUAUGUCAAUCCAAAGAAGCCACGUCAAAAAACAGGUAUCACUAAUAAGCAUCAUUACGAAGUGGAUUGUUUCAAUGAUGUUAUUGAUUGGCUGCUUCAAGAACUUGACAACCGAUUUAAUGAGAAAAAUUCUAAGCUACUAAUAUGCUUAGCUGCUUUGAGCCCAAAAGAAUCAUUCAAAAAUUUCAAUUUAGAGCAUUUGAUGGAUCUAGCUAGACUUUAUCCGAAAGAUUUUGAUGAUGGAGAAUUGAGGGACCUUACACAUCACCUCCGUCUUUACAUUGCCGAUGUUCGAGUAGAUGAAUGCUUCUCUGGCAUAAAUAAUAUUUGUGAGCUCUCUCAAAAAAUGGUGGAGACCAAGAAACAUAUUGUGUAUCCUUUGGUUUAUCGGCUUGUGAAUCUAGCACUUGUAUUGCCUGUUGCCACUGCUACAGUUGAGAGAUGUUUUUCAGGCAUGAAAAUUGUGAAGACAUUUUUGCGCAAUCGUCUUGGUGAUGAUGCAUUGAAUCACAACCUUAUUUGCUAUGUACAGAAGGAAGAAAUGAGAAAAGUUACCAAUGAUGCAGUCAUUGAUCGCUUUGAGGUCAUGAAUGAACGUAGAGGGCUAUUUUAAAAAGUAAUGAUCUUGAUUUUAUGAAUCAUUGCAGAAGUCUAGUUAAUAUGUACUAAGUGUAUUUUAUUUUAUUUUGUAGGCAUCCAGGAUCUAUUGGCCUAUGUCGUGAUCUGACCACAUUUUGUUUUCAUUGUUUCGAGUUCUUAUGCUUAAUUCUUUAAAUUUACGUAAUCAACUAGUAUUUCAAGUGGAUGUGAAACAAUUUAUUUUGGUAAGAGAUCUCGUUGCAUUAUAAUUUGUGUUGUUGGGUGUGCUCUUUUAUAUAUAUUAUUGCUUGUUGUCCAUCCUUGUAUAUAUGAUGUGUACGUGGACACCGGUACAUUUUUGUUCUGGAU